Scophthalmus maximus (turbot) is the source of this 6367-nucleotide messenger RNA. Its product is annotated as muscleblind-like protein 1. Gene Ontology annotation, molecular function: metal ion binding. The coding region runs from base 1403 to 2557 and encodes 384 amino acids. Lineage: Eukaryota; Metazoa; Chordata; Actinopteri; Pleuronectiformes; Scophthalmidae. The transcript is spliced from 13 exons. The record is from RefSeq and is a predicted model, not a curated record.
CACACACACUGUAUCUGUAUCCGUCUCUAUUCCCUCCUACAACCCCCCACCGCCACUCUAUCUUUAUCUCAGGAGACAGAAGCAACAGUUAUCAAUCACGUGAUCACACGAGUCUAGUCUGCGUUAGCCACUAGACGCUGUAGAGAAUACACAGAGGGAGCGCCAGGAGAGCUCCAGGAGUGAGGAAGAGGCGGAGGGGAGAGGGAGGCUGUUGCCACGGCAACCAGAGCCGCGGUGGUCGUCAUCAUGAGGCUUCUUCUGCAUUGUGUGUGAGUUCACCCUCCUCUCUCCAGACAGGGCGAGAGGACAUCCCCCUCCAACGCUGUGCCAACAGAGAGAGGAAGAGAGAGAAGAGCGAGCGACACUCACAGUAGAGAGAACGAGAGGGGAGCGAAAGAGAGAGACUGAAACCCCAUAAUGCACUGCACGCUGCAGGGCUGAAGUCGUGUAGAUUCAUCAGUUCCUGCUCGUGGGGAUUGUGUGUUAGCGCACACACGCACACACACACUCCCAUACGCCCGGACCGAGUGCGAGAGACAUACACAGUCAACCAGGCAGAGAGCAGUGCCUUUUUUUCUGCUGACCCCUGGGGCUGUUUGGCUCCACUGAAGCCACCUCUGCCUCUGUGCCUGUCCAUGUCUGCCAGAGUUGCCAGCCACACCAGGAGCCCCAGGACUGCCAACCCCAUCCACUGAGCCAGUCUCCACACCACUGACACCUCCCUCCUCCCCUCCAUCUCCUGCCUCCUCCGUCAGCCAGACCAUCCAUGUCAGUCAGCCCUCUUCUGGGGAAGUCAACCACUCCAACCUCCUCUGCACACAGAGUCUGAUAGUGAGGACAGCUUUUAUCGGCUCUUGUGAUCGGAAGGAGAUUGUCCCUUUGCUGUCCCCUCCUCCACAGCCUACUCCACCUCAUCCUUUUCUCUCUCUCUCUCUCUCUCUCUCUCUCUCACUCUCUCCCUCCUGUUUCCUUCUUUCCUCCAGCCCUGCAUCAUUUCAUCAUGGGCCAAGUCAAUCGAUAAUGCGUUUUGCCAUUCAUCUCAUCUGACAGCUCAGCCGUGGAGCAAGGCGAAAGUGUGUGUGAGAGAACGAGAGAGAUAGAUUGCAGAGCAAACGCCUGUGGCCGUCACCAGCCGGGGCCCUGGGUGAUAGCCGCUGAAGGAUUCCUAUUACAGCCAUAAACAGACUCUUAGGAUGGGCUGCAGGCUGUAGGCGAGUCCCAGGCCUUAAGAGUCUGACCUGCCGGACAAAAACCUCUUAAAACUGGAUUUUUUACCCCCCAUGUCAUUUACUUAUUCAUUCUUCUCAUUUGUCCCAGUGUCAUUAGAAACAUACAGCGGCACACAUAAUUGCAUUUGCUGGAUAGCUGUCCCCCUUAAUCGACCCCUUCUGCCUGGUUCAAAAUGGCGAUGAAUAUGACAUCGAUCCGGGACACAAAGUGGCUGACGUUGGAGGUUUGUCGGGAGUUCCAGAGAGGAACAUGUUCACGACCGGACAGCGAGUGCAAGUUCGCCCACCCUGCCAAGAGCUGUCAAGUGGAAAACGGCAGAGUCAUUGCCUGUUUUGACUCACUCAAGGGCCGCUGUUCCAGGGAGAACUGUAAAUACCUCCAUCCUCCUCCUCACCUAAAGACCCAGCUGGAGAUCAAUGGAAGGAACAACCUCAUCCAGCAGAAGAAUAUGGCAAUGCUGGCCCAGCAGAUGCAGCUCGCGAAUGCAAUGAUGCCCGGCACACAGCUCCAGCCAGUGCCCAUGUUUUCAGUCACACCCAGCCUUGCAACCAAUGCCAACGCUGCUGCGGCAGCUGCAUUUAACCCCUACCUUGGCCCCGUGUCGCCCGGCCUGAUGCCCGCUGACAUGUUGCCCAGUGCCCCGGUACUGGUCACCAGCAACCCCAAUGUCCCCGUUGGUGCUGCUGCCGCUGCACAGAAACUCAUGAGAACAGACAGACUGGAGGUAUGUCGGGAAUACCAGCGGGGCAACUGCACACGCGGGGAGAACGACUGCCGCUUUGCCCACCCUGCGGACAGCACUAUGAUCGACACCAAUGACAACACCGUCACCGUGUGUAUGGACUACAUCAAGGGCCGCUGUUCGAGGGAGAAGUGCAAGUACUUUCACCCGCCGGCUCACCUGCAGGCCAAGAUCAAGGCCGCCCAACACCAAGUCAACCAGGCUGCGGCCGCUGCAGCCAUGACUCAGUCGGCUGUCAAAUCAAUGAAGCGACCCCUCGACGCAACUAUUGACCUGAGACCUGCACUUGAAAAAGCCAACGGUGCCACCACUAUGUUCAACGCUGGCAUGUUCCAGUACCAACAGGCCCUGGCCAACAUGCAGUUUCAGCAGCAGGCUGCCUUCAUACCAUCGGGCUCGAUAUUGUGCAUGACACCUGCAACAAGUAUUGUACCCAUGAUGCACGGUGCUACUCACGCCAACGUGUCUGCAGCCACCUCAUCUGCCACAAGUGUUCCCUUUGCAACCGCAACAGCCAAUCAGAAGCUAUUCAUCCAACACUGUGUUUAUUUGGAUUCCAAUGAUAUCUGCAGACCAUCUGACUAGUCACAAGUAUGUGACCCAGAUGUAGGAGUCUCAAUCAGAACAACGGAACUGGAACGUGCUGGUGUCGAUUCCGAGAUUAGCGCUCACCCUUCAUGCCUGUAACAUCGAGAGCAAAGCAACGAGAACAGAAAUGUGGACUGGUUUGGAAUAAAUCUGCAUGUUAACGUAGGAGGCUGGGUUUGUCAGGAUUGUUUCCCUGUGUAUUUCAUGCACACUAUUACACGACAACAGAAAAGAACACCAUUUGCAUUACAGACUGACUUCUCGCUCGGUAGAGGCCGCUUACCUUUAUUCACCGGAAACACUUUGAAUGUGAAAAAUGAGGUAAAUGUGUGGAGCAGUGGACGAGGUGAUCGACUGCUGGAUUGGUACGUCCAUCGACCAAGAAUCAUGACUUCUGCUGUUUGUUUGUUCAUCGAUUGUUGGUCUUUGACCUAAAUGUGUCCAUUUGUUUACACAAAGGUGCACCUUGUACUUCAGUUGGGUAAACAGAAACAAAAAUGAUCUUACUGAAUCACAUAUGCAUGCACACUGAUUUUUUCUUUCCGAUUUUUUCUUUUUGUCAAACCAAAUUACAUGAGUGCACUCAGAGGCAAAAUAGCAACUGAAUGUGUGUGAGGUGUCUUUCAAACCUUUGUAGCCUGCCUUUCUGUCUUUGAAGCACAUGUCUUUAACCUUGCAGGCGUCCCUGUAAAGUGCCAUACAUCUCAAAACACAUGAAUGGUAUUCAAGCAGUGUUAACAAAGUAUAAAACUCAACGAUUCCCUUUAAUACAACUCUAUUUUCUCUCUUGGACAGCAUGUAGUGUCCGACACCGUGACCUGUCAUUACCUGUGAUUCCCAAUAACACCACUGCUGAUUAGAUCACCUUCCCCAGAUUGUCUGCUUUACUCAGAUCUUCUACUGAAUGAAUAGAAUCAUAAUUUUAUCCAUAGACUUUACUGUUGAUGUCAGUUGUAUAGAUGGGAUCUGUGCACACAAAGAAAUCUCCAUGUCCGCAAAGUCGAUUGACUCUAAAAGUCAGAAGAGUUGUUUGUGGGAGACCAGAGACUCUCCCAGCGAUGAUGACGAGGAUGAUGAUGAUGUAAUAAUGAAUAGCUUUGAAACCACGCGGCGAUCAGCUGGUAUCCAAACUGCUGUGAGACAGAAGUCCACAUCUACAGUGCGACUGGCGACGGAUAUUUGAUUUGUACGACCUGAUUUGUGUUCAUUUGUAUGGUUAUGCAUAUUUUGAGGCAGGUUUGUAAAGGAAGAUUUAGUGUAGUGUAUAUAAGGUCUGACAUAUUUAAGAAUAUUUGUUAGAUACAUCUACCUGAGAGAUGUUUUCAGAGAGUCAGCCAAAGUCUUUUUGUGUCACUGUUAUUAGAUAUUGUUGGUAGACUAGUGGGGCUGAAUUUUUAAAAAUGCAUGGGCCACAUAAGCGAGCCCAAAGACGGAUCGGGUGUUUAGAGUAGAUCUCUAGAACUUUUUUUUGGUUGUUUGUUUUCGUUGUGUUCUGGGUGUCCUUCAGGCAUAUUUAAUUGGGUGAUAGUACAGGGAAAGUGGCAAGAAUAUAAACGAUUGUAUUACUCAUCCAAAGCCUUAGAAUGUACCAUCGGGUCAGCACAAUGCAACAUGCCAUUUUGAAUCAUCCAGUUGCCUAAUCCACGCCAUACUAACACACACAGAGCACUAUGUAAUUGUCACUUUUUUGUCAGUGUUUUCCUAACUUUAUCGCAGGUUUUUUUCUUUAGACGAGGAGUGUUUUACUUUAUUUUGUUUGGAUGAUAUGUUGGUAUUAGUUAUUUUUUUCUUUUUUUCUCAUUAUAUUUAUCUUUCUUACAAUGAAUAUAAGGUAAAAGUGUGUUUGUGUGUUCCUCAUGCACAGUUCCCUGAAAUUCCAUGUAAUGUUAAUUUUAGUAUGAUUAUGAUUGUAAACUCAAUAUUUUCUACUUUAUGCAUAUUGUUGAACUGUAUGCAUACUGUUCAUUUCUCUAGUCUUUUUUUUGUGUUCUUUGAACAAAGAUGUUUUAUAUGAGUAUCUAACAGUGAUGAAAUCAUAGAACAGAGAGGCUAAAGUUGUCACUGUGGCAACCGUCGCCGAUAACCGAGUAAUAUUUUAAUGAUUGUAAGGUUUGUAACUAGUCAAAUAAGAAAAGAAAAAAAAAAGUCUAUUAUAAAAAUCUAGUUCUUAGAUGUUUAGAGUAAAGAUGUUAUUUUCUACUGUAUCCAUUUCAAAUAGUUACUAUUGUUUGAAUAUUUUUACUCUCCCUGGAAAUUGGGCCAUGUUGGAAAACAAGCUGCAUAUUUGAUCACUUUUUUCAGGGGCGUCGCUGACGGGGUCAGGUGAACGUGGCGAGUAGGGAGCCGAGUACCCACACUCAUCUCCUCCUCAGCUGACUGCAAACAAAAAGGGUGGGGGCGGGGAAUCUUGAGGCGAUAAAAGUGAUGAAGGUUGACUUUUUUGCACUUCUGUACAUAGUCAAAAAAGAGAGAAUCAUGUAUAUUGAGAUCUUAUUUUGAAUAAAAAAAAAAUGUCUAUAAUGACAUGGAAUUUUGCUAGGAUAACACAAAAAAAAAAUCUUAUGAAAGGCUGAACAAAAUUGCUUGCAUCAAAUAGGGCACUGAGUUCUCACUCUCCUACCCGUUUCAGAAAAGGCCAAGUGUUGCUCUUCUUUUUCGUCAGCAGCUUGUAGUUUGCCCGGUAACCUUCCGGAGGAGGCGUCCACUACACCUCCAGCGUAAGAGCCUGACUGGGUUUGUCUGGUCCCCUAACCUGCCUGUAUCUACAGGUGUGUGUGUGUGUGUGUGUGUGUCAUGGCCACACCCUCCCAGGCCCAACCGAUCACAACACGUCCUGUCUCAGAGAGGAAUGCAUGUUCAAGGAAAUACAUAUACCGUUUAAAGAAAAAAUCAUGACAGAGUAAUAUUAAAUAAGAAAACAUGUUACACAGAAAGAUGUAUUUACAAUAUACAAUAUUCUAUCGAUGUAAUGGAAUAAAAUAUAUAUAAAAAAAUACAAAAAUAGAAUAGUGGUUUAUUUAGAAAAAAAAAAUCCAGAAAAUAUACUCACUAAAGUUUCACCACUUGGAGAGUUAAAAUACAUGCAACACAAACACCAUAGUUAUAAGUAUGUUCUUUAUGUUUAUGUAAGUUGUGCUUUUAGUAGAUGAAACUGACCAAACAGGACUGUAGUUCAACAUCAGGCAGAAUUUAAAAGAGAAUCAUUUCAGAUUGAAAGAAAAAAAAAACUUUUAGUAGUUUGGUCAUAAACUCGUUAGUUUGAAAUCUUGCCCUGAUUAUGUUUGUCAUCUCUCAUCUUCUACAAGCAUGUAUGCUUACAUUUAUGAUAUAACGUAAAAGGAGCUCUUCUUUUCUCUUUUGUUUGUUUGUUGUUUGUUUUCUCUGCUUGUAGUGCCAAUAUGAUGUAUUCUGUCUUCUGCUGCGGUUUGUUUCUGCUUGUUUCAGGCCUCCUGAAAGGAUGUGUCAUGUGUGCAUGCCGGUCCCCUCCUCCGGAAAAGCACCUGUAGAGGGAAACCACACGUACGCCACAGUCUAAAGCCAUACAAUAUAAUCUCAUCAGAGCGAAGUGUGUGUGUGGAGAAGGCAGAAAUGUAACAGAGGAGGCAAAUAGUACCAUCUGAACCUGGUAUGAGUGAGUCUGCUGAGGUGUUAUUAACAACAACGUCAUGUGAAUAACUCGAGACGUGAAUGCCAACUUUGAUGGAUGAGAGUGAGACGUCUUGGCACAUUUUUUCAAGUGGCCUGUAUUGCUAUAUUGAUUCUUGCUGUUAUGAAUUCAAAAAAAUGUAAUAAAAAUUUACAAAUGAA